Molecule: messenger RNA, 2069 nt
Organism: Hevea brasiliensis (rubber tree)
Lineage: Eukaryota; Viridiplantae; Streptophyta; Magnoliopsida; Malpighiales; Euphorbiaceae
Product: laccase-12
Exons: 6
Coding region: 71-1789 (572 amino acids)
Biological process (GO): lignin catabolic process
Cellular component (GO): apoplast
Molecular function (GO): hydroquinone:oxygen oxidoreductase activity; copper ion binding
Source: RefSeq, a predicted model, not a curated record
AUCACCCAGCUCCGCUCCUCCCCAGCUACAUCACCAGCUAAUCCAUCACUGACCCAAAAAGACUCUAGAGAUGGAGUUUUUCAGCCACAUUAUUUUAGGCCUUCUCGUACUCAUAGCUUCUGCAUUCUCCUCAGCCAAUGCAGACAAGACUCACUACCAUGAUUUUGUUAUUCAAUCAACUCCAGUGAAGAGGCUGUGCAAGACCCAGAAUGUGAUCACUGUAAAUGGGAUGUUCCCUGGACCAACUCUUGAAGUCAAUAAUGGAGACACUCUGGUGGUCUCUGUUGUCAACCGAGCUCAAUAUAAUGUCACGAUCCAUUGGCAUGGUGUAAGGCAAAUGAGGACUGGAUGGGCAGAUGGGCCAGAAUUUGUGACACAGUGCCCAAUUAGGCCUGGAGGGAAAUACACCUACAGGUUCACUAUUCAGGGACAAGAAGGGACACUUUGGUGGCAUGCUCAUAGCUCUUGGCUUCGAGCUACUGUUUAUGGAGCUCUAAUCAUUCAUCCAAGAGAAGGAUCUUCAUAUCCAUUCACUAAGCCAAAUCGUGAAACCCCAAUAAUUCUUGGUGAAUGGUGGAAUGCAAAUCCCAUUGAUGUUGUGAGGGAGGCAACUAGAACAGGAGGAACACCAAAUGUUUCUGAUGCGUAUACCAUUAAUGGUCAACCUGGUGAUCUUUACAAUUGCUCCAGCCAAGAUACAGUAAUUGUCCCUAUUGACUCUGGCGAGACCAACCUUCUCCGAGUCAUCAAUGCUGCAAUGAACCAACCUCUUUUCUUCACUGUUGCCAACCACAAGCUCACAGUUGUUGGUGCUGAUGCUUCCUACGUAAAACCCUUCACCACCACUGUCCUAAUGCUAGGACCUGGCCAAACCACCGAUGUUUUGAUCUCUGGCAACCAGCAAUCUGCUCGAUACUACUUGGCAGCACGAGCAUACCAAAGUGCGCAAAAUGCUCCAUUUGACAAUACCACAACUACUGCCAUUCUUGAAUACAAAUCUGCACCUUGUGCUGCCAAAAAUUGUUCAUCAAGCAAACCAAUUUUGCCACCUUUACCAGCUUAUAAUGACACAGCUACAGUCACUGCAUUCAGCAAUAGCUUCAGGAGUCCUAAUAAAGUCCUAGUCCCAACUGAUAUUGAUGAAAAUUUGUUCUUCACAGUCGGUUUAGGGCUCAACAACUGUCCACCCAAUUUUAACAGGUCCAGUCAGUGUCAAGGGCCCAAUGGAACGCGCUUCACAGCAAGCAUGAACAAUGUAUCCUUUCAACUCCCAUCCACUUUCUCUAUAUUGCAAGCUCAUCAAUCAAGAGUACCAGGAGUUUUUACCACUGAUUUCCCUGCUAAGCCACCUGUACAAUUCGAUUAUACGGGUAACGUGAGCCGAUCUCUCUGGCAACCAGUUCCUGGAACUAAGGUUUACAAGUUGAGGUAUGGUUCAAGGGUUCAGCUAGUGCUACAAGAUACAAGUAUUGUCACACCUGAGAAUCACCCAAUUCACCUUCAUGGAUAUGAUUUCUAUAUCAUUGCGGAAGGGUUUGGAAAUUUUAAUCCCCAGACUGAUACAUCUAAAUUUAACCUCGUCGACCCACCUCUCAGAAACACAGUUGCAGUACCUGCGAAUGGUUGGGCAGUCAUCAGAUUCGUGGCUGAUAACCCAGGUGUCUGGCUAAUGCACUGUCACCUGGAUGUUCACAUCACCUGGGGACUGGCCACGGCUUUCUUGGUAGAGAAUGGAGUUGGAGAAUUGCAAUCUAUAGAGUCUCCUCCAGAAGAUCUGCCUCUAUGCUAAGAUCAAUCAUAAAAACUUAUCCAUUAUUAUUACAUGAAAUCAAUCAACGCUGAAAAUAGCUGUUGUUCUCCAAGUGUGUGAGUUUAGUAUUGUUUUCCCUGCAUUUGGGGAUAGUUUCUUGCUCUGUUUCAAGGUUCUUUUAUAUAGAUAAAAGUGGGUAUGAAAAAUCUGGUGCUGCAGUGCAGAUGUAAAACCAGGAGCCUGCUAUAUUUCUCGGUUCAGGAUGUACUUCUUUUCUCUUAUAGCUAAUGUUGAAAGAAGAUUCUCCAUUUCUUUCCAA